This is a messenger RNA of Debaryomyces hansenii CBS767, 2466 nucleotides long. RefSeq names its product Mub1p (gene MUB1). Gene Ontology annotation, biological process: ubiquitin-dependent protein catabolic process; establishment or maintenance of cell polarity. NCBI's taxonomy places the organism in Eukaryota, Fungi, Ascomycota, Pichiomycetes, Serinales, Debaryomycetaceae. The record is from RefSeq and is a predicted model, not a curated record. Gene Ontology annotation, cellular component: MUB1-RAD6-UBR2 ubiquitin ligase complex. The coding region runs from base 1 to 2466 and encodes 821 amino acids. The transcript has a single exon.
AUGCGUGACUCCAAUUAUAAAUCAGUAUCCAAUAACAAAGCAGCGGUUACUAUAACGACUAGUCUCUAUGACCGAAGAGCGUUGGAUGUGACAUCGGAUAAGCCUUUGGUUAACUCGCUAAACCAUUUGACAUAUUUGGUAUCUUCUCUGGCCAAAGUGAGAGAAACUUUAUCGGUGGACGGGGGUAUUGAAAGACUCAUUGAAAUUUUGCAUGAAUGUCAUAAUCUGACAUUUAAUUUGAAUGACAAUAUUUUCAAUAGCGAGAAGAAGUUAUUGACUGCUUGGAAAUGGACAUUAGCAUUCCAAUGUUUGGUGUUGAUAGGUACAAGAGGAACUGAAAAAAUAAGACAAGGGUUAGUGAAGGCGGGCAUUUUGCCUAUAAUCGCGACCGUUUUAGAUAACUAUUUAACGCUUCAUGAAAGAACCUUCAUUCAUGCAAAUUCUAGACAAUCGGUUACUUCAAAUGAUCUGCAACUGCAUCAACAAGCACAACAGCCACAACAUGGCCAUCAUAGACAACAAGUGCAGCAAAUUCUUCAGACACAACAAAACAAUGAUAUUGCACCUACCUCUGUUUUCGAUAACACUGUUUCUCCGCUGGCGACGGCACCUGGUACGGCUGAUGGAAAUGACUCGUUUGUUGUUUUCAAUAGCACUAAUACCAAUAAUAACAAUAUUUUCGCCGGUGAUCUCCCCACUUUCGAUCAAGAAACCAACAAUGAUACAAACAAUAUUCUUGAUCAACUAGAUUCCUUUGCGCAGGUGCCGAUAGGUAUUUCAAAUGCUUCUGCAUCGGCUGCAGGUGCAGAUGGAACCAACUCGGCCACAAAUACAAACCAGCCAGCAACAUUUUUCAGUAACAUGCAUUCAUACAAUUUGACCAGUGAUGACUAUGACAACCUAUCGGUCGAUCAAUUGUUUAAAUUAAUACGUGUUCAUAAUUCUACUGCAACCAACAAAAUUAAUGAAACCUCAGUAAAUAAUGAUUUAAGAAGAAGAUAUUUAAUCAUCAAUAUAAUAAAAAAAUUAAGGGAAGAAAAGGAAGGAGACAUUUUAGAUGAUAGGUUUAUUGAUGACUGUGAUUAUGAUAUGGAUAAUAGUUUGCAGUUUUUAUCUGAUAUGUACUUGCAGGAUGACAAGGCCACCCAAUUGGUUACCUUAACAAAUUCUAAGAUCUCCCCUCGAAACUUUACGGAAACGGGUGUAGUAAUUCCAAGGGAUGACGAUAUAGUGUGGUCAUUACAGCUAUUGGCGUAUAUUUCGAAAUAUCCGUAUCUUAAAGAUGUCCUACAAAACACCCACCUUGUGAUUGACAUGAGUAUCAGAGAUAAACAAUUGAAGCUUUAUAUUGAAAAGCAAUUAAAAUCUAAAUUAAAGAAGACGUUAGCCCUUAAUUCUCGACCAACUAUUAGACCCAAAUCAAGAAAAAACGCUCAUUCGCGUAAUAAGGAUUCUGAUAUCGAAAGAUUUAAUCCGUCGGCUUCGAGUUCUCCGCAAAUGUUGAAUGACAUCAAUUCAAUUCAGAACGAUGAUUUGCUACUCAAGGAUAAAUUUGAGCUAUCAAAGGAGAAUAAAGGAAAGGAAAUUAAUAUUGCAGAAAGCGCCGAGGCAGAUGACUUCGAAGAUGAUGAUGACGAUGAUGAAAAUGAUGAUAAUGAUAAUGAAAGUGAUAACAUGCAAGAGCUUAUUUCUGAAGAUAAUUGCGAAGAUGAAAACUACAUAGCCAAAUUAACCAAAGGAACAGACGGUAUCGAAUAUCCUGGUCACUUAAACCAUUUGUAUGGGUCUAUUCUUGAUGCUGAGUCUAUAGUAAAUGAUUUAGACCGAGAAAUAGCAUUAUUUUACAUCAGCGAAAGGAUUAAUCGAUAUAUUGAGGUUGAAUGCAAAGGUCUAAGUGACACUAUAACCUCGAGGCGACUUGAACAAAAGCUGUAUUUAACUUCUAAAUGGAAUUAUGAUACCUAUGAUAACUUUGAUAUUGACGAUGAUUCUAAUAACCAAAAGGAAUCCGAUUAUGAUGAAUCAUUAGUUGAGUAUAAAAAGGUAAACCUAUUUCCUAUGGUUGAAAAAUUUACAUUUUUGUCUGGUACAGAUAUGUAUUAUUGGUCGGGGGUCAUAAUGAGAAAUUCCUGUAGAAGGAAUGAAAUUAGAGGUGGUGUUAGACAAUGCGGUAAUCUUGAAUGUGGUAAAUGGGAAAAGUAUCCAAGAGAGUUCCUGAAAUGUCGAAGAUGUAAAAGAACUAAGUAUUGUUCCCGUGAAUGUCAAAUGAGAGCGUGGCAUUGCCAUAGAAAUUGGUGCAUACCUAGCAACUCAAGCUCUGGAAGUUCAAUCACCACAGGCACUAACAAUGGUAAUACGUCUACGCUGCAAGCGAAUCUAGUUCCAAAUGUUGCUACAAAUGAUGAUGACCCCAGCUCUGUUCCAAAUACACAACAAUCCUCAUCACAAUCACAAGACGAAAAUUAG